Epinephelus fuscoguttatus (brown-marbled grouper) is the source of this 1241-nucleotide messenger RNA. RefSeq names its product ras-related protein Rab-25-like. The record is from RefSeq and is a predicted model, not a curated record. Gene Ontology annotation, biological process: exocytosis. The transcript is spliced from 5 exons. Gene Ontology annotation, cellular component: recycling endosome. The coding region runs from base 243 to 878 and encodes 211 amino acids. Gene Ontology annotation, molecular function: GTPase activity; GTP binding. Lineage: Eukaryota; Metazoa; Chordata; Actinopteri; Perciformes; Serranidae.
UGCAGAGCUACCCCUAUCCUCAGAUCAAGAAGGACAGGGGUGGGAGCAGCUGAACCUGUUCUCUUUUCCACCUUCACUCUCUCUCUCCACACCGGAGAUGGAGAAAGAGGAGUGAGGUCGUGUUUUUUUUUUCUUUGGCCUGUUUUUUCUAACUCUUCUCUACUUUGUUGGGGACAAAUAUUGAAAGUGGCUUCAGGAUAUUUACCAAGUGAAAGAGGGAAGCCUUCACCACUUAUUGCAGCAUGGGGUCUGAUGAGUCGUACAAUUUUGUCUUCAAAGUGGUGUUGAUAGGGGAGUCUGGCGUCGGAAAGAGCAACCUUCUGUCCCGCUUCACUAAGAAUGAGUUCAAUCACGACACCCGCACCACCAUCGGCGUCGAGUUCAGCACGCGGACUGUUCAGCUGGACAACUACACCAUCAAAGCUCAAAUCUGGGACACGGCAGGGCUGGAGCGCUACAGGGCCAUCACCUCCGCGUAUUACAGGGGAGCAGUUGGAGCACUGCUGGUCUACGACAUCAGCAAGCACCUGACCUAUGAGAGCGCAGAUCGAUGGUUGAAAGAGCUGUUCGACCACUCGGACCCUCACAUCGUGGUGAUGCUGGUGGGAAAUAAGAGGGACCUGGAGAACCUCAGGACCGUGCCCACAGAGGAGGCCAGGGACUUUGCAGAGAAGAGAGGUCUGAUGUUCAUGGAGACAUCAGCGUUGGACUCCACCAAUGUCGAACAUGCUUUCAAUGAAGUCCUCACAGCGAUCCAUACAAAGGUGACCAGCAGACAGGUGACCCGUGGCUCCAUCAGUGCCGUGACCCUGUCCAGCCCCAUCGGACCCAACAGCGAGGCACAGGAGGGGCGCGGCAGCUGCUGCAAGAACUCCUAACAGACUGCUGCACUGUAACAAUCUGCGCUGCCGACGUUGAACCAGCAUCACGCUUGACUGUUGUUCAAGCUAAAGCACGCCAUCAUUCACACCCAAUUUGACGAGAGAGGUACCUGCUCGACUUGCAGUCAGUGUACACACCUCUUUAAACACUAAAGCUGUGCAGUAUAUAACUCAAAGACAAACAAAUAUUAAGGAAAAUCUAUAUUUUAUUCACUAUAUUUCUUGUUGUGGCUAAUGGGCAUGUUUUACUAUUAACAGCUGUGCAAUUUAUCUUCUCAUGUUUUUAAAGAGGCACUGUAAAGUUGUAUUGCUUUCUGAAGGAAUGCACUGGGAUUCACUUGGAAUAAAUUAUUUAUGUUA